GGCGAUCACGUAAUUCAAAUGAAAUAUCAAAUAUGUCAAGUAAAUGCGAUUUUCACCAUCUUUUUUUUUUAUUUAUAAUUUUCUCCGACAGCCCUUCCCAGGCGGAUACCGUAUCACUACAAACCAAAGCCUAAUUGCUUACCUGAGAAACUACGGAAUGAUACAAUCAGUACAAGUGGAACGAACAAUGGAAACAAUAGACAGGGCUUUGUUUGUACGCCGGGGCUCAUUCCCCUACAUCGACACGCAUCACCAAAUCGGCCAAAAUUCGUAUAUUUCUGCACCUACCCGACAUGCUGCAUUCCGUGAGUUCUUAAGGGACCAUUGGAGGCCUGGUAUGCGCGCUCUCGAUAUUGGCUCAGGAUCGGGAUAUAUCACUGCUUGUUUUGCCUUUAUGGUGGGACCAACCGGGUGUGCCGUUGGUGUGGAAAGGGAUCCUGAAGUGGUUGAUUUUUCGAUUGAAAAUAUCAGGAGUAGUGCCGCUGCUGAACUACUUGAAAACGGAUCUCUCUCGGUCAACUUCGGUGACGGUAGGAAUGGAUGGGAGGAUUGCGCGCCAUACGAUGCAAUUCAUUUUGGAGAUGUUGCGGACGAAAUAUAUCCACAACUUGUUAGGCAAUUGAGACCUGGGGGUAGAUUAGUGAUAACCGUGUGGGCCCCCCGCCCCCCCUCCACAAGAGUGAUAGUCAUCGAUAAGAAUGUUGACGGCACUUUAACUCGAGCAUUUCCUCGUUUUGACCCGAUUCACUGAUGGAUCGAAUAUCCCGUUUUCGCAUCAUUUUUUGCUGUUUUUUCUUUUGGCUGUUAACAGGCUUCUCAUGUUUACUUGCUAUGAAAGCAACUCUUUUCGUGUUUACUGUUGGUAGUAGUACAGGGUGGACUCUGAGUAGAUUUUUUCGACUUGCGACUAUUUCAAAUUCGAAUUCAAUUCCAACUAUUUCAAAUUCGAUAAUAGGAGUGUAUCACUAGCCAAAAAUAAUAAUAUGCAACAAUAUUCAAUAAUCAUCAUCAUGCAAUCAAUGUAAAAUACUAAUAAUUUGCCAAAUCUGCUCGCGUUCGAAUU
This is a messenger RNA of Erythranthe guttata (spotted monkey flower), 1063 nucleotides long. The record is from RefSeq and is a predicted model, not a curated record. NCBI's taxonomy places the organism in Eukaryota, Viridiplantae, Streptophyta, Magnoliopsida, Lamiales, Phrymaceae.